This is a messenger RNA of Cinara cedri, 9614 nucleotides long. Lineage: Eukaryota; Metazoa; Arthropoda; Insecta; Hemiptera; Aphididae. The record is from the annotation of a GenBank genome assembly.
AUGACGAUAUCGAAUGAAGACGAUCUAACUGAGAAUCUUAAAGAGAGGACAUUUACCAACUUGUCGGAGAAACCGAAUCUAAAAGGUGAUCGGUUGAAUUUCUGCCUGUUGACGUUACUAUAUGUCUUACAAGGUUUUCCAAUAGGCUUGAGUAGUUCUAUUCCGAUGAUACUGCAGAGCAAAAAAAUGGCAACCUACGAAGAUCAAGUAAGUUUGUAUGCUAAUACUUAAUAUUAAAUUUUGUUCAAAAAUAAAAUAAAAAGUGUAUAAUCGAAAACCCUGCAGUGUUUUGCAGGAAUCCUCUUUUUAAAAAAUAAUUGCAUUUACAUUGCACUCGAUGUAAAAUAAUACCCGUGUGUAAGCAGACCUCUGCUACUAAAGCCGAAUUCCUCCCUUCACCUAUUUUGUAUUAUAGGAAUAUUGUUUAAAAAAUAAUAAAUAAUCGAAUUCCCAAAACCAGAUUAGUUGCUUAGCGAGCCCCGAAAGCAAAUAAUUCAAGUAGGUCUAAAAUUUAAAUAUAAUAUAUUAUAAAUAUAAAAAAAAAUCAAUAGAAAUACCUAAAAUAAAAUAUUCUAUAGGAUAUUUAUAUUGUAGAAUGCGGUAGGAAGGGGUAAAAAUGAAAAAAAAUAUCACGAUUUAUACGAAUUAUCAGAAAUAUCAGUUACUUUUGUGCUGUUUUUUUUUUUGAGGUCCACAAGCAAUGUUUAUUUUGUAUGUAGGUAAAACUUACAUUUUUUAACACAUCUGCUCUUAUGAAAAAAUAAAUCAUCUGUCAUAAAAUUAAACUAAAUAAUAAUUAAAUUAAACCUUUUUAUUUAAAAUUGUCCAAUAUAGGUUUCUGAAGUUAUUUUAUAGAAAAACAAUUAUGUCACUGGCAUUUUACAGUAGUGCACUUAUAGUAAGUGUUUUGGCUGAAAUAUUUUCCCUUCGAAAAAUAUAUGUAUAAGUAUGGUAGAUACUGUGGGAGGAAUAUUAAAUGUAUUAAUUAAUUCUAUAUGUAUUCAGUAAUGAAAGUUUCUACCAAUGCGUGGCCUAAAAAUACGUACGCGUUUGUCUUUAUAGUAAUAUUUCAUAUACGACCUUGUACGUUUAAUUUUUGUUUUUAUUCCAUUGGAUACAAAGAGGACUUUGAAAUAUCUGCAUGCCAUUCUUGAGUAGUAAUUACAAGUUUCGAGAAUGAAUUAAUUCUUUGAUCAACUCGGAUUCAUGAAGUUUUGUAUACCGUCAACAUUUUUGACUUUUUUAGCAACAUACAAAUUAUAUUAUAUUUCAUACGUCGUGUUUCAAUAUCGAGCGAUGAUUUUCCUCAAUUCCUUCAUUCUAAGUCAAAGAAAUUAUCGUUAUCGGAUCUGACGGACAUUAUGUAGCGGCAUUAAUUUCCGAAAUAAUAAUUAAUAUGUUCAAUAAUAUCCAAUGCCAUGCGACUGGCACUGGUAAAAAAUAAUCCGAUUUGUAGGUGUCUUAUGAUUAUGAAUUUUUUGGUCUGUAGAGAAAUAUUAUGUAAGACGGUCGCGGCGAAGAACCGAUUUGCGUUAUCUGUCGAUACCGUCGCGUCUAACCCAUAUCGAGCAUAUAAUACUAUAACACAAAUUCAAUACCGAUUGAAAAGUAACGGUAGAAGGGGUAGAGGGGCUGGGGUUAUAGUCUGUACCAAGUGCGCUGUACUGGUAAAAUAUUAAAUAAAAAUAUUUAAAUGCGCCCGAACGGCUAUGGUAUCUUAUAUUCUUAUCGUCCGUUACAGCUUGAUUGGGUUCUAUGCUCGUGCGAAUUAUUAUUAUUAUUUCGUGUAGUUGAUAUGCUAUAAGUUUGCGUAUUUUGCGUACCACCAGAACGAGGAGUCUCGGUCACGUACUGCCAUGCAUUAUUACAAUACAUACAUUUAACGUCAUCCGGUACGAGUAGAGAACAAAAAAAAAAAAUGGUUUACAUGUCUUGAGCGUAAAACAUAAUACAUGUACCCACGUAAGGUUAGGUAAGGCAUUUUUAUUUUCUUUUGUUAAGUUAGGUAUGCGAUCUCAGUAUAGGCUAUAAACCACAUUAUCGAGAGACACGUUUAUAUUUAUAUUAUCAACACAGAAAUGCAUUGGUUUUACUGCAAUGUGUGGUUUUUUAUCUGUCUAUUAAUAACUUUUCUACCAUUAAUAAAUAUUUUCACAAUUUCAAAAAUGUUUUAAUAUAAUAACGCACGACGGCUGAUAUAAAAACUUAUAUUUAUCGGAUUGGUCUGUUCGAUGAUAUACCUAGAUUGAAUUUUUCAAAAACGAUAGUAUUUUUACAUUGUUGUAGGUACUAACACAGUAGAUUAGUGACUAUCGAUUAUCGUCGUGUACAUGAAAGAUAGAGUGAUGGUAAUUUUCACAACAGUUCGAUAAUUACUAUCGCCCUGUUCACACAACGAUAGUUUAUCGUGGUAAAUAACAUAUUUGUGAAUUUCGCAACUAUUUAGAUUGUGAGUUUGUGACUAGGUUAUGGGAACCAGGUUUUACGCGAAUUAUAUUAUCGUUAUUAAUACACACUUUAAUAAUUAAAACACCUAUAAUUAUUUUAAUACUAUUAAUAUGAUAAGUCGAAAGAUUCAUUUUAUACGAUACGUUUUCAUAAUAAUAUGUUAUGUACUAAGGGCUAGUUUAUAUGAAGAGCGUUAAACGCGCGUUGACAUUGACACGACUGUUUACAUGGUUACCGAUUUUACGCAUUUUAAACGCGCGUUUUUACCGUAGUCAGUCGAGUGUUGACUGUUGAACGUUAAACAUGGACGUUGCAGAUGCAAUUUGUACACGGAUGCUAUAUUGUAGAAGACAGCGUCAUAGACAAAAAGAAAGAAAAUAUUGGGUUCAUCCUAUUUUACAAAAUAUACUUACUUCAAGCCUUUACUUCACCCUUUAUCCGAGUCUCAAGAGUUAUGAACCUACAUUUUUCAACUACUUUAGGAUGUCAAUUCAAUAUUUUGAUAACUUGUUGGAGCUAAUAAAGGAUAACGUUAAGAAAUUCAUCUCCGUCCACUUUUGACAAAAUUACAAACUUGUAACUUCUUAAACUUACAACUUUUUCGAAAAAAUAAUUGCACAAACAGAACGUAUCGCUACGAAACGCACGUUGCAACUGAACACUUCAAUGCUUAUCUGUGUAUAUUUCAGACAUGUUCUAACGCACGUUGACAAUAAAUGCGCGUUAUCAUCUGUACAAUUAUUAAGAAAUUGUAUAGUAAUUGUAAACGCGCGUUUAACGCCUUUCAUGUGAACUAGCUCUAAGUACUUAUACGGGAUUUAUACAGGACUUUUCCUGAAUGCGUGUUUAAUCGUAGAUCUUACACUGUUACCCUAUAAUAAUACAUAUACAUAGUCAUUCAAAUAGCCUAAUGCCUAAAGCGAUCAAAUGUUUAGGGUCACGUGAAAAAAGUGAAUGAAUUACUAACAUUUAACUAUGUUACGUAAAAAAAAGUAGGUAUUAUACUUUUUAUUAAUAUAUUUUCAUGAGAAAUGUAAUUUUUAUAAUGAUAUUUUUUGAUGGACAAAGAGGAAAAAAUUUAAUCAUUCACAAAAUGUCUGUAUAAAGAAAAAGUACUUUUCUGGAUUUUAUACAAUAUAAUAUUUUACAACUUUUAAUGUAAUUAAUGUAAUAAUUAUCUAUCAGUGACAUAUUAUUUAUUAUUUACGACUGUAUUAAGAAAAUGUAAUAGACUUAUAUAGAACUCAUUUUUUAUCGUCAUUAAUAAUAAUACUAACAAUUUUUAACGAUGAUGGUUACUUCAAGUAACUUACUUGUACUAUAGAUGAAGUAAACUGCAUGUAUGCAUUGUAAUUUUUUUUUUUCAUGUUAAAUUAUAGUUUCCUACUGCAUAACGAAUUUGGAUAAUUUUAAAAUAUUUGUAUCUAUCUAUUGGUGGUAGAUACACCCGUACGUGAAGUAGAAACAUAUUGUAUAAAUAAAUGCUAAUAUUUCGAUAGUCUUAAAAAACCUUGAAAUACCAUUGAACAUAAAUCACAAAACCUGCAUGACUUAAAAACUAAUGACAAAAAUACACUUAGUAUACAAUUGGAUCUAGUAGCGAAUUCAGGAAAGACAACCCCAUCUAUUAAUACAAAAAAAUUAUACUAUUUAUUUACUGCGAUAUAAAGAUGAUAUUUAUUCAACUCCCUUUCCCCCGAAUUUUCAAUUAUAUUUAAAUUGCGUACAGGAUCUGUAAAACAUAUAUAAAGGGUACUAAAUUACAUACCAACAAAUAUAUAAAAAUUGGAAUUUAUUAUAAAUAAACUAAAUGUGUUUUUAAAAAAUAAAGAAUUACCUAUAUUUAGGGAUGGCAAUAAAACUUCGAUACUUAUAUUAAAACAUUGAUGUUUGAAUUAAAAUAAUCGAUAUUUUGCAUCGAUGUUAAUUCUUUACCAAUGUUUUAAUUUCGAUGUUUGCUUACCUUCGAUGUAAUUUCGAUGUUGCUUUUCUACGAUAUUCACAAGUAUUCUUAUACAUAAUUGGACAAAUUAUGAUUUCUGGAGUCUGAAUGGUUAUAGUUUAUAUUUGGGGUUUGAUUUUUGGGCAAUGUACCUAUAGAAAAGGGCAAUUAUUUCCUCAAUAUUUCAAAUUAUUGAUGAUGUUUUUCAAAUGUUUUCACCAUUGAUUUUUUUUUUAAUUUUCUAUAUUCUCAACGUUGUUGGUUUGAAAUAAACACAUACAUACUUCGAUGUUCACAAAAAAAUUGCCUUCUCUAGUGUAUACUGAUUUAUAAAAUAAUAAAAAAAUGUUAUCUUUUCAGGCUUUGUUUAGUAUUUCGGUCUGGCCGUAUAGCAUAAAAAUUUUAUGGGCACCGGUAGUCGACGCUCUUUAUUCCAAAUGGCUGGGUCGACGAAAAAGUUGGUUAUUGCCCCUUCAAACGUUAAUGGGUUUGUAAUUUUUACUCGUAUAUUCCACACUUAUCUUAAUUAUAUUACCACGUAGUAUACAGUUUUCAGAAAAAAUCCGGUAAGGGAAUUGUAGCCACAGCUGCCCACAGUAACGACAAUAACAACGAAAAAAAAAAAGUUCACCCAGUCUAAACUUAAUGCGGCACAAAAGAAUUUGAUGUUAAAAUUGUAAAUAUAAAAUUUAAAAUCUUUAGUCGUUGAAAAACCACAGUGGAUAGAAAAUGCUAUGUCAGAUAGGUGUCACAUGUUGGAGUAGAAAAGUUGAGUGUUGGAACGAUAGUGCCCAAGAAAUUUAAUAUGAAAUGAUGAUAUUUAUGAUAUUUGAAGACAGAUCAGUUUACAAUAGUAUGGUGCUUGUCCCCUUAUAAUUUUUCUGAAGACUGUAGCUCUCUACGUAUUAACACUUCAUCAAUUAUUCAUUUCUCACUUUUAUCGCUUAACAGGAUUGUGUUUAAUUCACAUGGCCAAUAACAUAAACGAGUGGUUACCGGAGUCAGGAAAAGCCAACUUAAAUAUGUUGAUAAUUAUGGUGUUUGUCAUUAAUUUAUUGUCCGCGACACAAGAUAUUGUCGUUGACGGUUGGGCGUUGACGAUGAUGAAAAAGUACCUAUGAUAAUCGAUGCAUUAGUGACGUGUAGAAUACCUACUUUUUUUUGUGCGAGUCUUAGCAAUAAUUUAUUGUUUAUACUUUCAAUCACUAUUACUCUUAUGAGUAAAUCACUAAUAAAUCAUAAUUCAUUAUUACUUUAAACUCAUUAUUCUAAAGUUCUAUAUUUUUAUACCUUCGACUAUUCAAGACUAUCCCACCAAUUUCACACAGGCCUUAAAAAACCGUCUUCAUCACGCCACUAACGUUGAUGAUAUAAUAUUUUUAUUGAAAAUUUGAACAAUUUUUUUACUUAAAUAUUUCUUGCAGACAGAACGUGGGUUAUGCUUCAACGUGUAAUUCCGUUGGAUUACCGAUCGGAAUGUUUAUCGGUUCCGUAAGUUUCAUUUUGCUGGUUUCCAAAGAGUUCAAUAAUAAGUAUUUACAAACUACGGUCGUCGCGGAAGGAAUAAUAUCAAUGGAAUGUAUGAAAAUAAUAAAUGGAUAAAUAAACGUUAUUUUAAAAUGAUUGCUUAUGAAAUCUGUUGAUGAACGUUAUUAACAUUGAGGGAUCUACGUAUGAAUUGACUUUUGCUUUAAAACAUGAUAUACCAACAGGAAUAAUUCUAAUAACUCGUAAAGUGGCCAAAUUUUGAUCAUAUUUUAGAUUUCGAGCGUAGCGAGGGUGCUAUUGGUUUAACUAAGAUGUUUAUUUAUUUUUUUUUCUAGUCUGUAGACACAUUUUUUCUUAGUAAACUUGCUCCGAUUUUUACGUGUAGCAAUUUUUCUUAAAGUUCAAGUUAUCUAGAUUGCACAUUAGAAGACGUCAUUUUUUGAAUAAAAACAUUUAAGUGGGAAAAAACGUAGGAAAACGUAUAAUUUCACGAUUUCAUUAUUUUAUAAAAACACGAAUGACGUUUUUUACCAGAAAAAAUGAUUUGAUCGAAAAAUUAAAAUAUACUUUUUUUGAUGACUUUUUGAUUUGUUUUAUUAUGGUACCAUUGCCAUAAUUUUUAAACCACCUUUGAGCUUUUAAGAAAUUUUAAUUUUUGGAACUUUUUUUGCUGUAAUUCGGUUAUAAAUACACGUAGACACUUGAAACUUGAUAAUAAUACUUAUAUUAGACUUACCUAGACGUAGUGAAAUUUCCCCAAAAUUAUCGGACGACUUUUUUUUUUUUUAAUAAGCGUUUUGAAAUCAAAUUUAAACGAAAAUUGCAAAACAAAUUACGACACUUCAAAUUAUGUAUUACCGAACUGCGCUCGGAAUCGUCUUUCAUUAAGUAAUGGUUUAUCGUUGGUUGCAGAUAUAAAUGAAAUAACCUUAUGUGUCCUACCUUUUAAACUUCUCACCUACAGCAGUGGCUGCUCCCAUUUCCAGUAUCAGCUCUUUUUUUUUGCUUUUGUUGGAGAGUAGAAGUUAAGAAUAAUAUUCGUGCAUUAUUUUGUUAAUAUAGAGUAUUAAACACUUUGUAUUUCUUAAGGUUAUUUAUGGGUUUUCGGCGUCAUGAUUUUGGUGAUCACACUUUUGGUCGGAUUGUUUAAAAAUGAAAAUAACAGUGACGUAUUGUCGAAAAACGAUUUUGAAACAGUCAACGUUUGUCAAAAUUACAACAUAUUAUGGACGAUUUUGAAAUUGCCGAAAAUGAAAUUAUUGGCUGUGGCUUUACUCACAGCGAGGGUGAAUAUUUAAUGUUUUGGUAUUUUGCAGAAAAAAAUUAUUUAACAAUAAACGCCUGUCGAUUAUUAUUUUUAAAUAUUAUGAAAUAAUUCAAAUGGUUUCUACUGGAAUCGUUCCGAUAGAAUUAAUAUGUUGCAUUUUCAACAUUCGCAAUAUAAAAAUCAUAUUUUUAUUUUUUUUUUACAUAAAAUUGAUGUGUUUUUUAGAUCGGGUUCGCUGCUAUGGACGGUGUCUCGAUUUUAAAGCUAAUCGAUGCGGGGUUUCCUAAAGACGACAUAAUGAUUUUAACAACAGCUUCAUAUGUCAUAAAAUUUACGAUGCCAAUAUUCGUUACCAAUUACAUUACGGGCCCGAAACCGAUUAGCUAUUAUCUGAAAGUAACGCCAAUCAGGUAUUAAAGACUCCAACGAGAAUUAGCAUAGAGCAACCGAAUUAAUUGUUUUAUUGGUUUGAGCGGGAAAAAAGUGUUAUUUCGAUGUAGUCAAUGUAGUUAACUGAUGAUGUGUCAACAAUACUUAUUAUCCAUUGGAGACGGAUUUAUUUAAAUAUUUCUAUUUUUAUCUUACGAUUGCCAUAUGGUGGUGACAAUAAAACGAUUUAUUAUUAAUUAAUAUAAUCGUAUGAUUAUUUAAAGUAAAUUUAGUUAAAAUACCUCUAUUGGGCUUUUCUUCGGAAUUUACUUGAUAUAAAUCUCUCUGUCAUGAAUGUCAUCACGUGUCAUUAUUUGUCAAUUGUUGACACAUAUAUAGACAAAUACUCGCGCGAAUGGACAUAAAACGAAUUACCACGAUAUAUGCUGAUUUAUAAUUUCCAUAAUACAGUGAACGCCGCUUAUAAGAUUCAUUUUAGGACCAGUAUAAAGUGAGUUUCAUAACCGAAUGAGCCUUAUAGGUAAAAUGGAGAAAGAAACUUUAUUUUGUUAAUUUAAUUUCAUAUAUCUUACUUUUAAACAUUGAAUUCAAGAUAUUAUUUAUUAUUUUAUUAUUACAUAUUAAUUUUUAAAAACCAAUUUAUUUUAAAAUUUCACUAAAAAUUUACAUUUUCUAUAAUUUUUUUUUUACAAAAUUUGAAUCUCAUAACCAACUUGUUUAUUUAAACGUAUUUAGAUACGCGUUUGAAACCGUUCUAAACCAUUUUGAUCCUUAUAAGCGAUUGAACCUUAUAUUCGUUAGUCUUAUAAGCGGCGUCCACUGUUUUUAUAAACUACGAUAAUAUUUUAAAUAAUCGCACGGGUGGUGACGCACGAUGAUGGAAAAGGUUAUGCUGUGACUGUUAAAAAACCUUCCAUUUUAUAUUAUAAUAUACAUACCCAGAGAUAUAGUUAUAUUAUUAAUAUUUACGGAAUCUUCUUGAUUUGUGCAUUUUUGUCCUCAGGCACGUCAGGUAACAUCAUAAGUAUUCUUCGAAAUUCGGAUAAUUUUAAAUUAAGCAUAGCAUUUAGAUAGAAAAUAAAAAAUCUUAGAUGAAAUAUGAUGUAAGCACCAUUUUCACAAGAAUGAUGAAAAUUUCCUUGAUAUUAAAAAAAAAAAAUAAUACGAUUUGAAAAUAUAUAGCAAUCUCUCAUAAACAUUUUAUUUUGGUACCUAUACACAAUAAUUUGUAAACAAUUUUAAUUUUAAAUUUUCCCCAUUUUCGUCGAUCCGGCUGGUUUAUGUCAACUAGCUGAUAUAAUUAAUGAUAAUAUAUUUCCUACAUGAUACCUACUACGUUUCAGAUUAUUAUGGGCUCUAGCAUAUGUCAUGUUGAUUUAUUUCACGCCAAUUUUAAUUCACAAAAACGAAACUGCAGUUUAUGUGCCAGUAUAUUAUUAUUUUGCAUUAGGAUUGGUUUUUUUAAUAAACGAGGUGAGUUUUUUAAAUGUUUAAUACUUAAAAACAAAGUAAAUGAUUCUGUAUAGAUAAAUCUUAUAAAACUUAGUUUUUGAUUUUUAGAUGCUGAGUUUCUUCAUGUUGUUAACGAUAUACGCUUUCUUUUGUCGACUGAGCGAUCCCCGAUUUGGCGGGACGUACAUGACGUUAUUUAGUACUUUUCUGUACUCGGGAUUAAUAGUGACGAACACUUUGGUUUUGAAACUAGUAUCCAUUUCGACUGUAAAACUAUGUUCGAACGACAAUGGCAACUAUUGUUAUACGGCAGAUUUAGAAAACGUGAGAUAUUUUCUAUUUAGGCGGAUUUUUUAUUCGGUUACUAAUUCAUGUUUAAGAGUUUAAAUAUUUUAAAUUUUGUUUAUAGUCGUGCAAAACGAACGGAGGGAAUUGUGUAGUGUUUGUAGACGGCUACUACAUAGCGAUCGCUGUAUGCAUGGUCAUUGGAUUCGUUUGGUACGGCGUUUUCAGAAAGAUCAUAAUAAAUUAUCAGUCGUUGGACAUUCAUAAUUGGUUGGUACACGAUCGUCAAACAACAAUUACAUCGGUCGAUAAAUAUUAAAUUAAUAUUAAAGUGUAACACGG